Messenger RNA from Sorghum bicolor (sorghum), 1848 nucleotides. Its product is annotated as protein trichome birefringence-like 10. Gene Ontology annotation, molecular function: O-acetyltransferase activity. Lineage: Eukaryota; Viridiplantae; Streptophyta; Magnoliopsida; Poales; Poaceae. Gene Ontology annotation, cellular component: Golgi apparatus. The record is from RefSeq and is a predicted model, not a curated record. Bases 100 to 1509 code for a protein of 469 amino acids. The transcript is spliced from 4 exons.
GUGUCGCCUCUCCUGUCCUGCCACGCACGGGUUUCGGUUGGGCUCCCUUCCGUCCCCGAGGGGAGGGAGCCAAGCGACCGGCCGGGGGAAGCAGAGGCAAUGGCGCCUGGCUCGCCGUUGAAGCGCCCGGAGCGGCGGGGCUACAAGGGCCCGCUACGCGAGAAGGCCGUCCCCACGGCGGGGCUAGCCGUGGCCGUAGCGACCGCCGCGCUGCUGCUGCUGCUGCUGCUGCUCUGCGCCGCCGCGCUCCGCUGCUCGCCGGCCAUCGGCUGCGCGCAGUCCGCCGGGACGACGCUCUGGGCCAGCGGGGUCUCCGUCGCGGCUGAGGCGGACGUGGCGGCGUCGGCGUCGGCGUCGGCGUCAGCAGGGAAGAGCGACGACGAGGGGCAGUGCGACCUGUUCGAUGGGGAGUGGGUGUGGUCCGACGGCGGCGGCGCCGGAGGCGGCUACCCGCUCUACAGCUCCGUGGACUGCCCCUUCCUCGACGUCGGCUUCCGCUGCGCCGACAACGGCCGCCCCGACGCGUCCUACACCAAGUGGCGCUGGCAGCCGUCCCGCUGCCAUCUCCCCAGAUUUGAGGCCAAAAGCAUGCUGGAGAGACUACGGAACAAAAGAGUAGUAUUUGUCGGUGAUUCAAUUGGAAGGAACCAAUGGGAGUCUCUACUUUGCAUGCUCUCUACUGCUGUUCAUAACAAGAGCACUAUAUAUGAAGUUAACGGCAGUCCCAUCACGACGCACAUGGGUUUCUUGAUUUUCAAAUUUAGAGACUACAAUUGCACCGUGGAAUACUACAGAUCUCCAUUUGUAGUCCUCCAAGGUCGUGCACCAUCUGGAGCCCCUGAGAUUGUUAAGUACACAAUUCGAGUGGAUGCCAUGGAUUGGAUGUCUGACCGGGGUAAGUGGAAGGAUGCUGAUGUAUUGAUCUUCAACACUGGGCACUGGUGGAAUAAUGAGAAAACAAUCAGGGGGGGUGCCUACUUCCAAGAAGGAGAUGAGGUGAAAAUGGACAUGACUGUAACAGAUGCUUACAGAAGAUCGAUACAGACAUUGUCAGAUUGGCUUCGCAAAGAAGUUAACACAAGCAAGACUCAUGUCAUAUACCGCACAUAUGCUCCUGUGCAUUUCAGAGGUGGUGACUGGAACACCGGAGGGAGCUGUCACCUAGAAACUCUUCCGGACUUGACGCCGGUCGAGUCGCUAGAUGAAUGGGCUGAAUUUCUUCAACCAGUGGAUGAUUUUCUAGGGAACAACAACCUCAGAUCCAAGGUUGCUGGUUUAGACCUGCUGAACGUGACGCGGAUGACGGCUCAGAGAAAAGACGGCCACCUCUCGGUGUACCUGAGCCCUUCAGGAACCGUCCCCCGCUACAAACAGGAUUGCAGCAAUUGGUGCCUGCCUGGAGUCCCUGAUGCCUGGAACGAGCUCCUUUACGCCCUCGUCAUGAGGAGACAUCCGAGGAUGGAUGGAAGUGUUCCCCUCCAUGGCCGUAUGACUCUGAACUCUGGCUGAUGAUGUGUUCCACUGAACACCCUCCUAAAGUCUGAAGAGCAAAGAGGGAGGUGGCAAACCCAUUGGCAUAGCAAGCUAGGAUGCCAGAAUAGCGAGGCGCUUUUUUUUUUUUUUUUGGUUGGUGGGUGUUGGUAUGCAGUAGUAAGAUGCACCUCCCUGCUGUUAGCUGGGGCUAGGGGGCUACAGUGAAUGAUGUAAAUAUAUAUAGCAGCGGCGGUGAAAUUAGCAAAGGAUAACGCUUUUGACUGAAGCGAAUCUGUAAGCUAUAUUUGCUUCACUACUCAACCCCAUAUCUGCAAGAGAAACUGUUUCAGGGGUAAAGUGUGGUUUGUAUUUGAA